GCGCUGUGCAGUUUGUCCUCCCCGCUCCUGCCGUAGUUGUAGUCCUUGUAGCAAACAUGUCGUCGGACAGUGAGGAGGACUUCGUGAGCUUCGGGACUCCGCUGGAGCCGCUGGAGGAAGACGAGCCGCUGAAGAAGCCGGUUCCUCUCCAUGAGCAGACCGUGAAGGAUGAGAAGGGACGAUACCAGAGGUUUCAUGGAGCGUUCACGGGAGGAUUCUCUGCCGGAUAUUUCAACACUGUCGGCACCAAAGAAGGCUGGGCCCCGUCAACCUUUGUGUCGUCACGGCAACAGAAAGCUGAGAAACAACAAGCCCGGCCUGAAGAUUUCAUGGACGACGAGGACUUCGGUGAGCACGGCAUCGCUCCCAGGGAGAUCACCACGAGUCAGGAGUUCUGGUCCAGUCGCAGAGACGAGGUCCGAGAGAAGGCGAGAGCCGUCAACGCUCAGAACGCUCUGAUCCCAGGAGACACUCUGCUGGAGGAGCUGAUCGCACCUGCCAGGUUGUCCAUCGGGGUGGAGCUUCUGAAAAAGAUGGGCUGGAAGGAGGGUCAGGGUGUCGGGCCACGCGUCAAGAGGAAAGCUCGCCGACAGCAGGCCGAUGGAGGCAGCAGAGUUUAUGGCUGUGUGCUGCCCCCUGCUGGAUCAGAGGACUCACAGAACGAAGAUGAUAACGAUGAUGAAGAGUUUGCUCCAGACAACGUGACCUUCGCCCCGAAGGAUGUGACUCCGGUGGACUUCACCCCCAAGGUGGGCGUUCAGGGUCUGGGGUACCGUGGCCUGGACCCGGGUCUGGCUCUGCUGGGCCGAGGAGGAUCAGAACACAUCGACCUGUUCAGACCAAAGGCUGAGACGAGAGGACUGUUCGGAGAUGCAGGGCGGGGCUCACGGAGAGGAGGCGUGGCCGGACAGGCGUUCGGGGUCGGUGCCCUGGAGGACGAUGAUGAAGAUGUGUAUCACAAAGACUCCAUGUCCAGAUACGACAAUGUUCUGGGAGGAGAGGAACCUGGAGACGGUCUGUACGGCUGGACGGCUCCUCAGCAGUACACCAAGAAGAGAGAUAAAAACAAAGACGCGGCGUACCUCGGCAAGAUCCUGGAGGGGUUCACUCUGGCCCAGAAAGCAGCCGAGGAAAAAACAAUCUUCCCUCCACCCUCUCUGCCUCGUGAUUACCGUCCGGUCCAUCAUUUCCGGCCAUCACUGGAUGUUUCGGUUCUGUCCGGGGUCAGUCCGGCGCUGGCCGAGGCUCUGAGAGUCUCCACAGGUCACAUGGUCAAAGAGGAGCCCCAACAAGGAGGAGGAGGAGGAGGACGCCACCAGAUGGACUCGGACCAGAGGAGGACGCUGCUGGGAGAGGACACCCUGCAAGGUCCCAGUUCGGUCAUGGAGCUGCUGAGGCCUGAAGACAGACAGCGACUGCUCAACCUCCGCAGCUCCUCCAGCAAACCCGCCACGCCAGUCUCCCAUGAUGCCUUGAGGUUGGCAGGGUCGUCAGCUGUGGGAGGCGGGGCCUCCUCUGGCCUCCAGCAGGAGGCGCUGGCGGCGUGGAAAGGCGUCCAGAUGUCGUCACAGACCUUCAGACCGUUUGAGAAGAACCCGAGCAAACAGGCACGCUACGAGCUGUACCUGACCCGCCUCAAACAGGGAGACAGAGACGCCCUGGAGCAGAGUCUGGACCCGGCCGUGACGGAGUGGGAGCGCAGCAGGGAGAGGGAGGAGUUUGUCCGAGCCUCCAUCCUGUACAGACCCACCUCCUCCUCUCUGUCCUCCCGCUUCACCAGAGCCAAACAGGAGGAGGACGAGGACGCCGUGGAGGUCAGCCGGGACCAGGAGGGCGACGUGGACGACAAACAAGCCGCUGCAAACAUGAAGAUGUUCGGAAGACUGACCAGAGAAACGUUCGAGUGGCAUCCGGACAAACUGCUGUGCAAGAGGUUCAACGUGCCUGACCCACACCCCGGGUCCGGUAUCGUGGGUCUGCCAAAGGUGAAGAGAGACAAGUUCUCAGUGUUUAACUUCCUGACUGCGACGGAGAGCAGAGAGACGUCAGCUCCUCCCAAACCUUCAGAGUCCGGUAAGAAGUCUCGUUGGGAUGUUUCAGACCAAGAGAAGAAGAAGAGCGACCCGCUGAGCGAGCUGCUCAGCUCGGCACGACAACAAACUGACACCAAACUGGAACAAACUCCCGUACCUGCUCUACCUGCCUCCUCCAGCACCUCCUCCAGCACCUCCUCCAUCAGAGCAGAGGUAAAGACAGAGGAGCAGACGAGCUCUAACAAGAAGAAAGCAGAGGAGGAGCAGCAGGAGGAGGAGCAGGAGGAGGAGAGCAGGCCUCCCAUGGAUCUGUUCAAAGCCAUCUUCGCCGGCUCCUCCGAUGAGAAAUCCUCAUCUUCAUCAGACGGAGAGAGUGAUGAUGAGGAGGAUGUAAAGGAGGACAAGGCACCGAACCUCUUCAACAUCACCUGCAACACCUCCGUCACCUCCUCCGUCACCUCCACUGUCACCUCCACUGUCACCUACAGCCAGCAGACAGCAGUGUUUUCAUCUCAAAACUCGACUCGACAGGAAGAGGAGGAGUUUGGUCCCAAGCUGCCGCCUCCUUCAGACAAAGUCAGAGGAGGCGCUGCGUCUCCAGGUGAGGAAAGCCUGAGGAAGAGGAGCAAAGAGAAGAUACACAAGAAGAAGAACAAACACAGGAAGGAGAAGAAGAAGAAGAAACAGAAGAAGCACAAACACAAAGCCAAGGAGCAGAAGAAGAAGAAGGAGGAGGAGGAGGAGGAGGAGUCAGACAGCAGCGAGGAGGACGGCGUGUCCACAGAGGAGCUGCUCAAGAGGCUGAAAAGCGUUCGCUCACAUCAGACCCGGUGAAGAAACAGGAAGUGUGUCCUCUGUGAGGACGACACAUCAGAGCUGAGCUGUUGUAGUUUUAACAGAAUAAAGUGUCGAUGAUGAA
Larimichthys crocea (large yellow croaker) is the source of this 2952-nucleotide messenger RNA. RefSeq names its product G patch domain containing 1 (gene gpatch1). The coding region runs from base 57 to 2867 and encodes 936 amino acids. The transcript has 20 exons. Lineage: Eukaryota; Metazoa; Chordata; Actinopteri; Sciaenidae. Gene Ontology annotation, cellular component: nucleus. The record is from RefSeq and is a predicted model, not a curated record. Gene Ontology annotation, molecular function: RNA binding. Gene Ontology annotation, biological process: mRNA processing.